Styela clava is the source of this 4790-nucleotide messenger RNA. RefSeq lists its product as uncharacterized. The record is from RefSeq and is a predicted model, not a curated record. Lineage: Eukaryota; Metazoa; Chordata; Ascidiacea; Stolidobranchia; Styelidae.
GAUGUCUAGUCUGACCAAAGUCUCUAGUGAUGGAAACGCCAAUAAGAAAAAUAAUUUAAUGUCUAUUAUCGAUUCUUUGCACUCUUCUUCAAAUGUCAAUCAAUCAAAUGAAAAUGACAUUUCUUCAACUAGUAUGAGGGCUGAAGAAUCCCAGAAUCAUGAAUCUGAGAAUUCUGAUGUUCCAUGCAAAACUGAACCUAAAGACGAGUCCAAAGUUGAUUCUGGUGCGUUCCCAGCUCAAGAAUCAAGUAUUACUGAGAAAGAUUCCCAGGCACUCAAUACAGACAAUGAUUUGGUGGGAAAUAUUUUGAAAAUGUUGUAUCAAGCCAUGUCAAACAAUACAGAUCAAGAAUCUGGCUCGUCUCAACCUUCGAUGGAUGAUACUCCCAAUGAUGAAGCUUUACUUGAAAUGCAACAUCCACCUACAAGAAGCAAAUCAGCGGUUCAGCCUCUGCUGAACAGCCUUGCAAACGGCACCCAAGAAGUAAAAUCGAUUAUACAUAACGAUAUCAAUUUGGUGUACGAAUGCAGAAGAUGUAAAGGAUUAUUUCGUGCGUUGCCGAAUUUACUUCGACACAAGAAAGAGUAUUGUAGAGACAUUGGAGUAUUUUCUUCAUUCAUGAAUAGACCAACCAAUAGUACAGAAGAGGAAGACACCGCCUUUCAACGGGUUCUCAGUGCUUUGCACCCUCCAGAAUCAUCUCAUAAUUUAACUACUUCAGAAAGUUUGAACAAUUCAAACACAACUUUAGUACAUAAUAUAGACUCAUCAUCUGUCCCUCAUGGUACAUAUCUUAUACCAGUUGCGCAACACCCUAUUCAAAGCAUGCCAUCCAAUGUAGUUGGAUCAAGUUUCUUUCCAAGGAAUAUUGCGCCAUCGGUUCAAGGUACAAAUAUGAUAAAACCCGGACAAGUUAUGUCAUUUAUGCACAAUAGCGCCUCGAAUUUUACAAUCGGUAAAAGCGUACAAAAUGGUCCGAGGUCUACACAGAGCAAAAAGCACUUUUGUCCUCUAUGCAAAAAGGUGAUGUCAGAACGAAAAAGUGUUCGGCGACAUCUUGUGCGUAUACAUAAAUUGUCUGUAAUGGAUGCUUUGAAGCUUGUACAUAGCGGAAAUGGUAAUGCAAUGUCCAAACAAGCUAAGAGCUCCAGUACUACCUCUACUGAUCAACCCAAAUCUAGCCCACACAUUGUAAAUAUCACUUCAAACUCGACUUCACCUAAAUCAGCAAAUGAUUCUCUGCCUCAGAAAGAAGAUAAGCCGAAUCAAAGCAUUCAAAAUUUGAAUGAAAUUUGCAUCGAAAUCUUGAAACUUGGAGAUGGUAGAAAGAUCAACGUACUCCCAUCCACUUUUAAACUCUUCAGCAAGCAGUGCCCGGUUUGUCCACGGGUACUAUGCAGAAGAACAAAUGUUCGGCGGCAUUUAUUAGAAUCCCAUAAUUUUAUCAUAAAAGGUGACAAGAAAUAUGAUCAGCUAAAAGAAUUAUUGAAUAAGAAAGGAUUUGCUAGUCCAUCGUUGCGCACCUUAAGAACUGUUAAAAUAUCAGGUACUGAUGAUAAAACACGCUCGGCGAAGAAAAAUACUGUUGGGACAAAAGUUAUUAUUGGAAAUGGUCUUGGUACCCAGAUGCCUUCACUUUCAUUGUUAAGGGUUAAUCAAGGCCCUGAAACAGAAAAUAUAACGGAAUCCAAUGGUAAUUCAUCAACGCUAGAAGUCAAACAAGAGAUAUUAAACGCUGGAAAAUAUUCACCAGAUUCAGUCAGUCAACUUCAGCCAUCUUCCUUAGAUGAAGAUACUUUUACUACGAUAAAGAUUGAGACUAACGACCAAGAGAUGUUGAGAGUUGACAAACAAACAUCACAAAUUGACCGCAUAUCCAGUUUUGAAUGUCCUUAUUGCAACAAAAGUUUUUCUAGAAUGCGAACGUUGAGAAAUCAUAUGUUUUCUUUUCAUAAUAUAAGCAAUGAAGAAUUUAACCAGAAGUAUAUUACCUCAAACUCUUCAAACACCAUCAAACGGGCAUCUGAACAAGCAGUCGAAAUGAAUGAUGAGCCCCCUCAGAAAAGUAGAAAACUAGAAUCAGACUUAUCUGGCACCAAUAUUUUGAACCACGUACCAAUUACCUAUAGAGAAAAUGUUUCAGCCUCUCAACAGUCUUCAGCACAAGGCGAUCUAGAGAAAGCGUCUCCCACUGGAAUGAAUACAUCACCAACAGUAUCCUUUAGCAACGGGACCGAUCUUCUUCAGGGGGACGAAGGCUGUAGCAACAGGAGAAUAGUUCUAAGAAAACUGGGCACUGCUAGCAACACUACUGAUCCAAGUACAAGCACGAUGGUGCGACCGCUUAUUGAGGUUAAGCUUAAACGAACAAUCAUAGGAUCAAAAGAACCUGGGAAAAGCAUUAAUAUAUCUUCCUUGAAAUCUUUUGUUACCUCAACUAACACCUCACAUGCUUCAUCACCAAAUACUGGAAUAAGAUCUCCAAAAACGUCUCUUUUGGCCAAGUCGCCUGAUGGGACUAACAAGCCUUCGUUUGAUAUUGGUAAACAAAUUUGUUAUACUUGUCAUAGAAAUUUUGCCACAUCGCAAGGAAUCAGAAGUCAUUUAUUGCAAGUGCAUCGUUUAUCAAACCAUGAUGCUUUAGCUGCAAGUCGUGACUGUUCACCAGUGAGUGAGCAUCUGCAAAGAGCUGGACUUGAACACGGUUACGAUAUUAUGUUAGCAAAGUGCAUACUUUGCAAUAAAUUAUGUUUCUCUCGAGAAUAUUUAGCCAACCAUAUGAAAAAAAUUCAUCAUCUAUCGGAGGAUGAAAUAAAGUACGUAACAGCAUCAUACACAAGUGAAAUCAAACCAAAAAAGUCUCCAGCAGCUAGAGUGCAAUCACCUUUGUCAACGAAUUCAGGUCAGCCUAAACAGAGCCUAAAGGUAAAGCCAAUAAAACAACAAAAAACAACAAAUUGUUUGCAAUUCCAACCGCCAGUAAGACAGCAUGUGAAAUUAAAGGGAAGUAUGUAUGUGACGUCGAAGGAAAGUGUGAUACAAGCUCUUCAACUUUACCCAAAGAACUUGAUUAAUUCAAAGUCAAUGAGAUGCAUUAAAUGCAAGCAUAGAUACAAAAAGAUGUGGGAUCUAAAAGUUCAUCUUCUGAAACAUACGGGAACAGGAUUGUAUGCAUGCAAACACUGUCCAAAGCCAACACAAUACCUAGGACCCACUAGAUCAGAGGAUGUGAUAAAACAUCUAACUGAGAAACACCAGAUCAAAAUAACUGCUAAAAAUAGACUUCGGUACUUGGAAGAAUGCCGUGUCAAUAAUGACCCAUUAUGGGCUGCUUAUGAUUUUCCUCUAGGCAGAAAACGUGUACCUCUACACUAGUCAAAAAUGUUUCAAGUAUCUUGAUUCUCUUCAGCAUUGCCGUUAUUCUAUGUAAAGUAUCUAAGUUAGAGGUCUCAAACUCAAUUUACCUAGGGCCACUGGAGGCAGAGUCUGGGUGGGUCUGGACUGCAUCAGGUUUUCCACGAUAAAAGCAUAGUUAUUAGUUAGUUUAAAAAAUUCAAAUCUUUUCAAAUUUCUUUAUUUAACUGAUGGACAGUGAUAUCUCACCAUUUGGGAAACACGGUUACAAUGUAUCAAUAUAAAUCUAACCAUUAGUGAUUGUGACAUCAAAAAUUCGAGAACUUAUAACUUAAAUUAAAUGUACUAACCAUGUACUGAGCUAAAUGAAUUGGGGGCCACACUAACAUUAAGCUUUCAUACUAGGGUGGGGGCCACAAACUGUAGUCCUGAAUUUGAGACCCCUGAUUUAGAUGAUUUGUUUAUUUUACAAAUCAUCUGUUUGCAAUGAAAUUCCCAAGCCAAUAAUACAGAAUGUGUGAGUCGUUGCCCUUAUUCUGUUAUCAAGUCACAUUUAUUUAGCCAUAUUAGCAUUCACAAUAUUAAUGACAGUUAUUAUGCAAUUAUUAUCUACAGAGAUCCUAAAUAACAACUCAUAAAUUUCUCAAUUCUAUGAAAAUCAAAAAUUGAAUUAACACUUGAACUUCUGUUUGUGUAUGAUUGUACCUAAAAGUUUCAUUAAUCUAUUUGGCUUCAGACGAAAAUUGUAUGUUCUGUCUAGAACAGCGAUUCCCUGUAAGGGGCUCGUGGCCGAACAAGGGGCCUCAAGAGCAGUUGGAGAGGGCCAUCAUGCUAGGCGCAAAACUGAUUUUACUUUUCCUUUAAUAAGAAAACUGUUUAAUUGCUUGAUGAUGUCAUUUCACAGAAUGUCUCCCCUUUGUUAAGCAUGCAAUGUUUGAACAUAAUGGGAUUUGAAAUCUGCCGAUGGAAAUAACACUAUCAAUACCAAUGAAAUGAUAAACAAGAGGGCAUGAGUAUUAAAAUCCUCUGAAAGGGGGCCACAGGCUUUAAAAGGUCUCAAACUGCUCAAGAAUAUGUACCAAAUUACCUGGAUAAUUUUUUUUUCUGGUGUAUAUCCACUGCCAUUAAAAACCUAUUAUAAUUUAUUGUUCACUGUUUUCAAAUUCGGAUAUGACAACUCUUGGCCCCGACUUCAGUGUGUUUGCAUGAGAUAACUGUUGUUUUUUGAAUAAGUGGAAAACAUUUUCAUGACAACAAAUCAUAUGACAACUCUUGGCCCAGACUUAAGUGCGUUUGCGUGAGAUAACUUGUUUUUAUUACAUAUUUAUUACUAUUCGGAAGUUUGUUAAAAUGUGCUUGGAAGCUACCAGUAAUGUCAAAGGUUAUUCAUUGCUAUUAUCAUCAUUAUAGUAUGGCAUAGUUGUGCUUCAUGAAA